Molecule: messenger RNA, 2592 nt
Organism: Oncorhynchus gorbuscha (pink salmon)
Lineage: Eukaryota; Metazoa; Chordata; Actinopteri; Salmoniformes; Salmonidae
Product: minor histocompatibility antigen H13-like
Exons: 12
Coding region: 131-1282 (383 amino acids)
Biological process (GO): membrane protein proteolysis
Cellular component (GO): membrane; lumenal side of endoplasmic reticulum membrane; cytoplasmic side of endoplasmic reticulum membrane
Molecular function (GO): aspartic endopeptidase activity, intramembrane cleaving
Source: RefSeq, a predicted model, not a curated record
GAGGCUUGUCAAUUGCCAGAGUUAGGAAACGUGGCCUUAGCAAAGGAGAGUCCAACAUUCAUAGAAACAAGCUGUUUUGUUAGGCGGUAAAUAGCGUACAAGACUCUGGGUUGGUGGACAACUUGCAAACAUGGCCGAUGUUAAUCAAGGAUCGGUCUUACCUAGAGAAACUUCACCUCCAGCUCUGGACGGACUGAAUGCAACCGACUCCAAUGGUACCGACGCUGUCAACGCGACAGUGGCCAAGUUUGUGGCGACACCGGAGGGAACAGCACUGGCAUAUGGCAGCCUUGUGUUCAUGGCUCUGUUGCCCAUCUUCUUCGGUGCGCUGCGGUCCGUCAGCUGCGGCAAAAGCAAGAACUCCUCAGACAUGCCAGAGACCAUCACAGGCAGAGAUGCUGCACGGUUCCCCAUCAUUGCCAGCUGCACCCUUUUCGGCCUCUAUCUCUUCUUCAAAAUUUUCUCUCAAGAGUACAUUAACCUGCUGCUAUCAAUGUAUUUCUUUGUCCUGGGGAUUUUGGCACUGUCUCACACAAUGAGUCCUUUCAUGAACAGGAUCUUCCCUGCCAACAUCCCCAUCAAGCAGUACCAGCUGCUCUUCACUCAGGGCUCGGGAGAGACCAAAGAAGAGAUGGUCAACUAUGAGUUUGACACCAAGGACAUGAUCUGCCUGGUCAUCAGCACUGUGGUUGGGGUCUGGUACAUCCUCAAGAAGCACUGGAUUGCCAACAACCUCUUUGGCCUGGCGUUCGCACUGAAUGGGGUGGAGCUUCUGCACCUGAACAACAUCAGUACUGGCUGUAUCCUGCUGGGGGGGCUGUUUGUGUAUGAUGUCUUCUGGGUAUUUGGCACCAAUGUCAUGGUUACUGUGGCCAAGUCAUUCGAGGCACCCAUUAAGUUGGUGUUUCCCCAGGACCUGCUAGAGAAGGGUCUGGGUGCCAGUCAAUUUGCAAUGCUGGGGCUGGGAGAUAUUGUCAUUCCAGGUAUCUUCAUUGCUUUACUUCUCCGCUUUGAUGUCAGUCUAAAGAAGAACACCAGGACCUACUUCCACACCAGCUUCCUGGCCUACAUCUUUGGCCUGGGCCUGACCAUCUGGGUCAUGCACACCUUUAAACACGCCCAGCCUGCCUUGCUGUACCUGGUCCCAGCCUGUAUUGGAUUCCCAUUGGUUGUAGCUCUGUUGAAAGGAGAACUGACUGAGAUGUUCAGGUAUGAGGAAGUGUCUGCGGAAGAUGUUGCUGCUAAAGAAGGGACUACGCAGGUUGAGAAAAAAGACCAAUGACGACCAAGUUCCUACAAGGUCGUCCGUCACUCUCUGGCACCAGGUUCACAACAGCCCUCCUCUCUGUACACAUCCUAGGAGGGUGUUCAUGUUUCCCUGGAGUUGUGUGCUGUACAGGGAAGUGGAUGAUUUAAAAAAAAUGAAAUAACUGUUAUAACAUUGGGAAAUGUUGUAGUUUAAGUGGUUUGUAAAGCAGCUUUUUUAUGUUUUCGUUCUUAUUUUGUAUUUCUUUCCCUUUUGCAUUCUCAUAUUUCUGUUUUUUAUUUCAUUUGAUUCGCCAGUAUUUUAAACUCAUGUUUUACUUUUUUCUUUCUGGGUGAAUCUGAGAUCACCGGAAGCUGAAUUUUUUUUUUUAGAAAUUGCUCUCGGGAUACUCAGAUAACAGUGGUCAAGUUUGGUGGUUUAGUUUGGUUUCUGUCCCGUCUCGGAAUGCCAAAGGAAUCCCUUCCUCAUCGAGAAUGAAACGUCAUUGGACGAGAAUGAAACGUCAUUGGACGAGAAUGAAACGUCAUUGGACGAGAAUGAAACGUCAUUGGACGAGAAUGAAACGUCAUUGGAAGUGAAUGAAACGUCAUUGGACGAUGUGAAGGAGGCUGGAGAUGAGUCUACGAAUGUCACACACAUGCUUUAGAAGGAGCUUCACCUGUACUACUGUCCUCUGGCCUGGAAGAAGGCCUAAAUACCUACCAUUCUCAAGGUAUAAUUGCACCAAUUUGGUCGUGCAUGUAAUUACAUGCGGCCUGACUUGUUGGCCAGUGUAAAGGUAAUAAUCACUUCGAAUUCAGAUCAGCGUAUUUAAGGAAGUAACUAAACUUGUAUAAUCAUGAUAUCACAUUUUGAUAUUUGCUAUGACACAGUGAGAUUUCUGAGAGUCAUACUCUGUCAUAUCCAAUCAGAAGAGUCUGUUAUAUGGAAAUAAUGUAUUAGGAUAGGAGUUGGUUACGUCCCGUGCAGUGACUGAGCUGUACCUGCAGAUGGAGACCGUGUUGACAGAACCAUAUCUCCUCGGAGAGAGGAGACCCCAGGGGAUCAAAUGAUUCCUCUUGCUUUAGGUUGGGAUUGUUUUGAUUAUGUAGAAGUUCUGUCCUUUUGCAGAAUGGAGCCGUGUGUUUCGGGGGGGGGUUGUGUUAGGGAUUUAAGAUUGAGGAGUUCUGUAGUAAUGUGUUUAGGUGAAGUUCAUUAACCCUGCUAUCAUUUCAAAUAAAUCUACAAUUUCUUUUCUCCUAUUCUACUUGUGUAAUUGAAAGUUUAUUAUGAGCCUUUGUUUAUUUUCAAUAAAUGUUGGUUUAUAUCACCGUAGAGAAGCAUAA